CAGAAAGAGAGAAUGAGAGAACAGGAGAAAGAGAGAUACAUGUAUUGUUGUAUAUUCUGUAUUGUAGUGUGGCAUAUUUUAGCCUCAUUAUAUCAAUUACACAGCUUUGGGUUCGAUAUUCCUCAGAAACAAAAUAUGUGGGAAAACACAAACUUUGUUGACGUGAAACGCCUAUUUAUCCAAAACUGCCCGUUACUUCCUCUUCUUCCUUAAACUAUCCACAUGAGGAUCCAUUUAGAAGACGUCGUGAUCGCCUGUUUUUCUUCAGAUGACACCAGGUAGGACAGGUACACGUACAGGUGAGACAGGAGCACGUACAGGUGAAACAGGUACAGAUCAGCUAUAUCAAGAAUUAUCAUGGCUUCUAGCACGGACGAACUUGAGCAGGAGUGCGAGAAGAUCCUGUCGGAUAAGGAGCUGUUUAACGACUACGUAGCCCGGAUGAACCACUGGAUGCGCCUCAACAACGGCAGGGUCAUCGACCUUUUCCGGAAGUUCGACACGAACGGAGACAGCGUGGUAUCGUACCAGGAGUUCAAGGAAGGAAUGCAGCGACUGGGCGCCCCCUGCAGUCUCGCGGAACUGCAUCUCCUGGCUAAGCUGCUGGACACCGACAACAGCCGCACCAUCGACUACAUGGAGUUCUCCAAGGGGCUGCGCUACAUGAGAAAGAUUUGAGAGAGACGGGACCGAAAGCGCCCUGCAGCCACUUGUGGAUGCUAUAACGCAAGAUACCAUUGACACUGGAAGACGCGUGUAAUCUGGAAGAUACAAUUAAGUCAUAUACCUCUAUGUUAUAUAUAUGUAACACGUAUUGUCCUGUUUACAUGUAUGAUGGCCGCCUUGGAAAUCAGUUAACAAAAGUUGAAGGGGCCACCCACCUGUCUUAAGAUAAAUAGAAAAAAGCUCGAUAUUUCACACGGUAUUAUGAAAUCCGUUGCGGAUCCCGUAAGAAUAUCAAUGGUGACUUUUUCUUUUAAAGAGACGUACUUUCUAACGUU
Messenger RNA from Branchiostoma floridae (Florida lancelet), 1001 nucleotides. RefSeq names its product calcium-dependent protein kinase 24-like. Bases 358 to 678 code for a protein of 106 amino acids. The record is from RefSeq and is a predicted model, not a curated record. Gene Ontology annotation, molecular function: calcium ion binding. Lineage: Eukaryota; Metazoa; Chordata; Leptocardii; Amphioxiformes; Branchiostomatidae. The transcript has 5 exons.